Xenopus laevis (African clawed frog) is the source of this 4571-nucleotide messenger RNA. It is a transcript of the gene mtf1.L, whose product is annotated as metal-regulatory transcription factor 1 L homeolog. Lineage: Eukaryota; Metazoa; Chordata; Amphibia; Anura; Pipidae. Gene Ontology annotation, biological process: regulation of transcription by RNA polymerase II. The record is from RefSeq and is a predicted model, not a curated record. Gene Ontology annotation, cellular component: nucleus. Bases 501 to 2681 code for a protein of 726 amino acids. The transcript has 11 exons.
GAAGGCAAGGAGCUUGCAAUCAAUAGCUUUACAGGACGCGUAAGUAGCGACCCGGGUGUGUUAGAAAAGCGGAACGUGAACUUCCACUUCCACUUUAUAUUGUUUCUGUGGCAGCAAUUUCCUUGUUACGUUUUAUUGGAGAGAUUACUGUUAAUUCUAAAUGAAUACCUGCUCAACCACUAGAAUUAACACUGGAGACAAAAGGUGGCAGUCACUUGCCUAAAGUUCAGAAUCAUUGCAACGUACUUUUAAAAUGAGGCUUGUACAUUUCAUUUGUGGAUACAAUUGGAGUUGAUGUAAAGGUCUCCUAAAGAACAUAUUUGUAGUACUGCAAAAACAAGGAUGUGAAACUGGCUGACAAACUCUGAUGCAGAAAAAAAUACUUUCCAUCAUGGAGGAUUUGAAGCUGUACUGCAAUUGUCAUAGGAAUAAUUUGCAGUGACAUUUUUCUUAUACAGUUGACUAUCCAGUAUUUCCUCAGAAUCUGAAUAUUUAAAGUCAUGGGAGAAAAAAGUCCAGAAUUGGUCCUCAUGUCUAUGGAUGAUGAUGCUUUGUGCCCAGAUGAAAAGGUGUGUAAGUGGUUUGUGGAAAAGAGUGUACGGGAGCCUGGUACAGUUUACGAUACAACCACAGUGCUGAUAGAACAGGACAGGCUGCCGUCAGAGGAGGAGGAGGAUGAUGAUGAUGAUGAUGAACAUGACCGCAAUGUUGGAACUAAUCUACCUACACUGGAUGCUGCCAACGAGGAAGGUCUGCUGCUUUUGCCAGAGCAAGAUGCCAUGUCCCAGGGAUAUGUUCAGCAUAUCAUUUCCCCAGACCAGAUUCACCUCACCAUUAAUCCCGGCUCCACACCGAUGCCCAGGAACAUAGAAGGGGCAACACUUACUCUUCAGUCAGAGUGUCCAGAGACCAAGCAGAAAGAGGUGAAGAGAUACCAGUGUACAUUUGAAGGUUGUCCACGGACAUAUAGCACAGCUGGAAACCUGCGGACUCACCAAAAGACCCAUCGAGGAGAAUACACUUUUGUCUGCAACCAGUCUGGCUGUGGAAAGGCGUUUCUUACUUCCUACAGUCUGAAAAUCCAUGUCCGUGUUCACACUAAAGAAAAGCCAUUUGAGUGUGAUGUGCAAGGAUGUGAGAAAGCCUUUAACACCCUGUACAGGUUAAGAGCACACCAAAGGCUUCACACUGGGGAAACCUUUAACUGCGUAACAGAAGGCUGCAGUAAAUUCUUUACCACUCAUAGUGAUCUGCGGAAGCACAUUCGCACCCACACCAGGGAGAAACCUUUUAGGUGUGAUCAUGAUGGCUGUGGAAAGGCAUUUGCUGCAAGUCACCACCUUAAAACACAUGCCAGGAAGCAUACAGGAGAAAAAACAUUUUUAUGCACCAGCGAUGGAUGUGAGAAGACAUUCAGCACACAGUAUAGCUUAAAGAGUCAUAUGAAAGGUCAUGACAUUGCUGGUCUGGAGGAAUCAUUACCAAGCCACACAUCAUGCGAGGAUGCAAAUCACUGGUUCUGCCUCAGUGACAUAAGGUCUUUAUCCAGUGAUUCUGAAUUGCGAGAAAAUGUAGCUGGUAGUCCUGGACAAUCCCUUGGCCAGAUGUUGCCGCAAAAUCUUUUUGAGUCAAUGUUUCAGAGCCCAGAAAAUACACAAGAUCCUGAUUCUACUCAGCUAAAAGUGGAUGCACUGCUGAAAACAUGGGCUGCAAGCUCUGAAAUAUCAGCUGCGGUAGAGACUAGCUCAACUGAUUCUACACCUCUGUCUGUUCCUCUGGUUAACCCACCUGCUAAUGUUGAGCCUCCCAUGGAGAAAACUUGCUGUCCUGUGUCUUCUGCAGUACCCUUACAAUCGACCAUAACAGAGUGUGCAACCAAACCAACUCCUCCAGUGACAUUGGAGGCAAGGCAAACACUGGAAUUGCAUACUGCAAAUGGAGUGACUCAGUACACCACCAGCCAAGACUGCCUUCUCACCCCACAGGCAUCCCAGCCAUUGGUAGAGGGACUCGCUGUGGUGGCAGGUCAUCCUCUUCCUGUUUUGUCUGCUUCCGAAACAUCCAUGCCAACAUUAGUGCAAGCUGCAGUGCCAAGUGCUAACACAGUGCUUGCCACUAACCCUGCUAUAACCAUCACCCCCACACCCAAUGCUGCACUCCUGCAACCAAGCUUAGUCAUGGCUGAGCAAAACUUUCAGUGGAUAUUAAAUGGAGCUACUCAAAGCCAUGAACAGUCUCAACAAACGGCUAAGGUGGAAAAGGUUUACUUCACCACUACUGUUCCAUUGCCUGGAGGCACAGGGAAUCCCGUACAGCAGAUUGGUCUGAGCCUUCCUGUUCUGAUUAUAAAGCAAGAGGAAUCUUGUCAGUGUCAGUGCGCCUGCAGAGACUCUUCCAAAGACACAACCAACAAACGCAAAGGAUGUUCCCCAGCUCCAGAACCAGCAUCUGAUCCCAAACCAGCAGACCCUCCUCCAGAAAAUCUGCAUUUGUCUACCUCUCCCUGUGAAGGAAGCAGCGGCCAUUUACUGAACACCUCAGGCUCUCACCCUUGGACACCUUCUUCCUUAGAUAUUUCAGACUUCCUCUCCAUGCAGAGUCCAGAGAAUCCUUCUUCUCUGGCCCCAAUGGAAGCCUUAUUGCAAGGGGACGAUAUCAGCCUUGGCAGUUUUUCUAAUUAGGUUGCUCUCACAUUGGAUUGACAUGAAUUAAUCUCACCCCUUUGUCUCCAAGGGGGAUUACUGUGCACCAGAUGCAAAGGACAGAAUAUCCAAAACUGACAUCCGGUAUACAUAUAGUUUUAGUUUUCACAAGAAAAGAACAUAUUUUUAUUUUAUUUAGAACCCUAGUGGAAGGAAAGCAUUUUUUUUUCAUUUUAGCACUGAUAAGGUGUUUGUAAAAAAAAAAAGAGAGAUUAACCUAUUUUGUUUUUAUUGCACUAAGAGUCACUUUGUUUGCCUGUCAUUUGCAAACCUGCAUUUCUAGAGAACUAACUGCUCUGAAUAUAUAUGUAUAUACCAUGAGAGACACAGGGUCUUUAGAUAUCCUGUCUCUCCUUUUGUUUGCUCUGUAGAGUUCCUGUUACAGCACAGUGUGAAGAUAGUGAAGUCUCCAGCUCUAAACUUGUAACUAUUUCACUGAUUUCAUGUGUUUGACAAAACAUUUUAGCGCCCAGAACGUUCUGCAAUAGUUUAUUUUUUUAAUGCAGCUCAGAUUUUUCAUUGCUCCCAUUACUGAUCAUGUUACCCACUAUAAGGUACCUUGAAUCCGGGCAGAAUUUAAGCCAUGAAUGUUCUGUGUUGAGAAUUAGGGUUGUGGUUCCAAUGUGUAAAUCUGUGUCCCAUAGGAUUAUACUGGAAAAAACAGGAAUGUAAAGGACCACACCGUUUUUUUUAACUAUAGGCUUUAUCAUUGGUUGAUGAUAUUGCUCUCUUUCAUACUCCCAACAAUUAUGGAAAAUUGCAGCAUUAAGAAUUCAUUCCUUUUCUGACUGCACUUGCUAAAUGCACCGCCUAAUGGAGGGAUGAGAAUAUAGCAUAAUUCAGAAGUACGGGGAAGGGGAUGGAUGGGUAGAAAUACUUCUCAGGGCUUUUGUUAGCUAAUAACGUUGCAGUAUUGCUGAUCUUUCCUUACAAUUAGAACUAUACCUUUACCUGGUGCAAAGACUGGAAGAAGUAAGGCCUGUUUUAAGUGCACUACUACCCAACUGUUGUUGUUGGCUUAACACAAAAUCUAAAACAAGGAAACGGGAAUUGUACAUUAACUAAGCACAGCAAUGGUGAAUUUGUAGCACUGAGGCACUUGCUUAGUUAUAUCUCCCAACAUCAUUAAUAGCUGUUUAUUGCUAUGGAAGAAUGGCUUUUGCGUAUAAUCAAAUAAUUCUGUAUUGCUUCAACAAUUCUUUGGAUACCUAGCCGGGCAUCAACUGUUCAUCUACACAAAAUACACAGCAUUGACCAAAAUAAGUUUUUAUUAAUAUUUUUGCCAAUUGGUGUCCUGCAGUUGCUAUUUUGUGUAGCUGAACACGUGCCAUCACCACCUUUUAUCACCUGUCGCCGUAGAACUUUUUGACCUACAUUCCUAAGCUUAUAGAUCAGCGAGAGCUGGAGGGAAGCAAGUUGAACAGACCAGUGGAUAUUUUGUUUGCUAUAAGCAGUGUUUUGUCAUAUACUGAAGAACUGACAAAUGUUUUCUCCUGUCGAGCAGGUUUUUAUAAAGUCAGAAGUUCAUACCGUGCAGGUCUGAUAAAAAAAACUUGGGUCACCACAAUCCCCUUUUAUACAGUCACAUUUGUAUUAUUAAACUUUAAAUAUGAACCUCAUUUUAAUUGCUAAUUUCAUCCCAUUUUUGCCCCCAGACAUAAUCUGUGAAAGGUUAAGCCGUGUUAGAUGCCAGUAAACGCGCUUGGUUACUGACUGGCCGGAAGCAUCUUAAUCCUUAAUCAGCAACUGUGUUUUCCUGUAACCAUCUUCAUCUCUUGUUUAUGUAUAUCUGUUUUUGUGCGUCCUAUUUCUGUGUCUUUCUGUUUUACCUAUUGCCCUCAGAAUUAAAUAUGCUGCAGUUUCAAUUUA